AUGAAACAUAAAAGAGAAACUCUGAAAGUGAAGGUGGAGGAGGGGGAUGCAUCCGCUUUCACGAAGACGCCCUCCAAAAGGGGUCGGCUCGAACUUCCUGGCCUAGCCCCACAUCAACACACGGUGCGCACCGCGGAGGAGAUGGAAAAGGCUUACAGUGAGGCCGUUAGGAAGCAUCCCUUUCACGAUAACGCAGAUCACACUAUUGACUUUCACGACGUCAGCGUAUUUCGAGACGCCAAUGGGGCGGUUUGCGGCGUCCUGCUACCAGGAGCUCUGCCUGCAUUUGCCGCUAGCAUGGCAGCCGACGUUUUGCGUCCCGCAGCCACAAGGACGUCUCUAAGGUCAAAUAUGUUCGGUGGGCUAGCGCCUCUCAGUGGGAUCGCCGGUUACUUUGACUACCGCGGCUCCCCGGUGGAACUAAAAUGCCGUAAGACAUCCUUUACGCACGAGCACGUCCAAUCGUGGCCAAAUAUUUUUCCCAUGAUUGACUACGUGAGCGCCAUCUACAAGGCGGUUUUCCCCGCACAGUGGGCCGCGCAGGACGCCGCGGUGCCGGACGUUGUCCGCAUUCACCACUCUCCAUUUUCCACCUUGACGAUUAAUCAGCAAUUUCGGACCGCCUCACACACGGACGCCGGUGAUUUUGAUAUGGGGUACGGUCUGCUGGCGGUUUUGGAGGGUAAAUUUGAAGGUCUCUCCCUCGCAUUUGAUGACUUUGGCGUCUGCUUCCGCAUGCAACCGAGGGACAUUUUGAUUUUCAACACACACUUCUUUCAUUCGAACACGGAACCGGAGUUGGCGGAUCCCAAAGACGAUUGGGAUCGGCUCACCUGUGUCUUCUACUACAGGGCCGCGUUGGGAGAGCCUGCCUGCGUUGCAGAAUACAUGCGGCGUUUGGCGCAUGCCAAGGCACUGGCUGCCACCCCAUCUCCCGUCGUGGACGCCAUUCUUCAGAAGGACAAUGGGAAUAAUUUUAAUAAACCUGCCCCGACCUUUCCUGUUCCGCUCACACCGUUUGGAGGGGCGGCGGGCCUUUGCGCUUUGCAGGGCUGUGCCGCCAAACUCCUGAGGUUGCACGAGUUGCUGCUGGCAAAUCCAACGCUGGAGGUGUUUUUAUUCGGGGAGCCCCUGCGAACGGAGGAUGGCCUGCCGGCCCGUGCAAAGGAGCAGCUCCGGCCCGUGCAUCUUCCUGUGGUUGUCAAGGCGCCUGCUACCGGGGGGUUUAGCGAGAUGGGAAAUGUUCUUAAGGCCGCCGAAGAGAAGCAGUACUUUUUUGAGGAGAAACUGUUGAAAAGUGAACUCGGACCAGAGCUCAUCUCCAUGUGGAGCAAGAGUCGCGCCCAUUGGUUGGCGCUUGUGAAGGAGGACUGGAAGCAUCUCUGUCAAAAAGACCCGAAACGGAAGAAAUUUACGUGGAAAAACACUUCGGCGAUGAAUGCAGCCUUUUUUGACCUUUGCGAGGUGGCAAAGCAGGUGAUGUUUGGACUGCUACACAAGGAAACGCCGUCCGCCGCGGAAGCGCAUUCCUUCUGGGUUCUCUUCGCGGCCCAUUUAAGUCACGCAUGCGCCACUGAGAACGACAUGCCGCGGGAUGCUGUCGACAUGCACAAAAUAAAUGUUAAGCUGAAGGAUUUUCACUUUGGUGGAACUCGGUAUUUGAAAGAUAUGCCGACUGAAGAGCAGGAGAGGCGCUUGGAGAGGCGGAAGCGCAUUGAGGAGGCACGCCGUCGCGGUGGUGCGGCGCAAGAAACACACACGAGCAGUUGGCUGGGGAACGAUGCCUUCGAUUAUCAGCAAGAGGACAGAAAGGUUGACUUUGAGAAAAACGGCUGGAUGACUCCCGAGACAUAUGUGGAGCAUCUGGGUCUCACACCGUGCGGCGGCGCCACGGCGGCUGCCGAUCCAACCACGCCCAUCCACGUCCUCGUCGUCCUUCCGCGAGCUGCCGCAUCGGCGCACGGCCAGACGCCAGACAUCGCCAAAGCGGCGACGGAGGAGUCGACGCGACUGUUGCAAAAUCCGGCUGCGCAGCGUGUCCUGGCGGGGAUGCCACGGAAUGCCACUCUCCCCUCCCACUUGUCCUUUGGUGGUGUGAAAAUCACCGUCGUCUAUGACGGCACCGAGCCCGGCGGCGUUGCGCCUGACUUUGUGGUCCUGCAACACGCUCUUGCCGCCAUAGAGGACGACGAAGCGGCGCGGGCACGCGUGCAGUAUUGGACCUUGCUGGCACGCCAUGCCGUGUUUGUUGUCGAGGCUGACGUCAGGGACCGACGCCACUUUGUCCUGCGGGAGGAGGUACGAGAGGCGUACGAAGGUGUUGCCGAUGCGUGCUUUAGAGCGCUUUACGCCUCGGCGUACUCAACAGAAUCCAUUCGGCUGCGAACGACGCCUUCCCUCAUCGCUCUGAGUAGCUGCAAAAACAUUGGGUGCCGCUUCAAGUUCAGCGGUUCACCCCUAAAUACGAUCGCCCUCAUCGUGGUGAAGAAGCCAUUAAACUUCUAA
Molecule: messenger RNA, 2505 nt
Organism: Trypanosoma conorhini
Lineage: Eukaryota; Euglenozoa; Kinetoplastea; Trypanosomatida; Trypanosomatidae
Product: putative DNA J-binding protein
Exons: 1
Coding region: 1-2505 (834 amino acids)
Source: RefSeq, a predicted model, not a curated record